UGGUGGUGCCGGUGGGGGCGGGGGUGACGGCGGCGGUGUGCGUACUGGCGCUGUGGAGACAUGCGGCAGGAGGGGGAGGAGGAGGAGGAGCAGCGGAGGAGGUGCCGUACUAUCGGGAGGCUGUGAUCCUGCAUGGCAUUGCGGCCCUGUUGGAGCUGCUGGCGGAGCCCUUCUACAUCCUGGCGUCCGUACACCUGUUGUUCGGAGCCCGGGUGGCGGUGGAGUUCAGCUCCACACUGGUCAAGAGCCUCGUCACGUUGGGACUGCUGCUGGCGUACGGCAACGGGGGCAGCCGCAGCAGCACUAACGGGGGCAGUGGCAUCAACAGCAGUGCUAGCAACCCCAGCCUGCAUCAGCAAGGGCAGCAA
Molecule: messenger RNA, 368 nt
Organism: Astrephomene gubernaculifera
Lineage: Eukaryota; Viridiplantae; Chlorophyta; Chlorophyceae; Chlamydomonadales; Astrephomenaceae
Source: the annotation of a GenBank genome assembly